AGUGGCUGGAGAGAAGGGAGAGGAAGGAGGGGAUGUGGGAAGCCAGCUCACCGCUCCCUCCGCCCUCACUCCACCCUCCCACUGCCGUCCCUCCCUCCUUGGCUGGGCCUGGGGUCUGGGCCAGCUACAAGUUAUUAUCACAGACAUGGGCCAAGGAGCAAGAGAGAGCCGGGAGCCCCGGGGCCCGUGAGCUGCUGUUCAGGCCACAGGACACUGGAUCACCAUGGGGAUGGUCGCCCUGGGUCCCUGCUGGGCACUGCUCCUGCUCUCUCUCUUGGUGCUCGGGGUCCCCACUGAGGAGUCCACCUCUGGAGAAGCUGUGGCCUUCAACCCCUCUGGGGGUUGCCGAUGGUGCUGUGACUCUGAGGACCCCCUGGCCCCUGCUGAUGCUGCAGGUGUGCCAGCAUCCUCUCCAUCCACCCUCCCAUACAUCCUGCCUGAGGUCAGGCCCUACAUUAACAUCACCAUCCUGAAGGGUGACAAAGGGGACCGUGGCUUGGUGGGCACACCAGGGAAGCUGGGAAAGGAGGGUCCCCAGGGAGACCGAGGCCCACAGGGCACCAAGGGCGCCAAGGGGCAGGUGGGCAGCCCCGGCAGCCCGUGCCAGACACGCUACUCGGCCUUCUCGGUGGGUCGCAAGACCGCCCUCCACAGCAGUGAGGGCUACCAGCCACUGCUCUUCGACACGGUCUUUGUGAACACAGACGGGCACUUCGACCUGGCCACCGGCCACUUUGCCGCCCCCCUGCGUGGCCUCUACUUCUUCAGCCUCAACGUGCACAGCUGGAACUUCAAGGAGACCUACGUGCACGUAGUGCACAACGAGGAGGCAGCUGUCAUCCUGUACGCGCAGCCCAGCGACCGCAGCAUCAUGCAGAGCCAAAGCGUGAUGCUGGCCCUGGUGCCCGGCGACCGCGUCUGGGUGCGGCUCUUCAAGCGCGAGCGCGAGAAUGCUGUCUACAGUGACGACGUUGACACCUACAUCACCUUCAGCGGCCACCUCAUCAAGCCCGAGGACGACUGAGCACCUGCCCGGGCCACCCGUCCCUUCCCGGGACUUGCCUCCCAGCUGGGCGGCUUGGUGCUGGGUGGCCUUGGGCAGGUCCUGUCCCCCUGCAGAGCCUUGGUUUGCACCACCGAAAGGGGGGAAGGGCACGGUGGGUGGUCUUCAAGGACCCAACACUCUAAGUAGGGCCCCUCUCCUUUCCUUUCCUCCACCAUCCUUUCCAGUCUGUUGCUGCCUCUCUCCUCUCUUGGGCAUGUUUUAAGGAGACUUCUAACUGAAACAUUCUAGAACUUUCUUUUAGACCAACAUUUUUAAAACUUGAAUGUGCAUAUGAAUCACCUGGGGAUCUUGUUGCAAUGCAGAUUCUCAUUUGGAAACCCUGGAGUGGGCCCGAGAUGCUGCGUUUCUAACAGGUUCCUAAGUGAUGCUGAUGCUACUGGUCUAUCGACCACACUUGAGUAACAGGGUUCUAGAACCUCUCCAAAAUUCGAUGAUUUUCGGAACAUUCUAGAAUCCUCCAAACAUUCUAGAAUUCUUCCCACAUCCUUAGAUUCACUCAUCACUCCAGGACUCCCCCUCUUCUGCUCUCUUGCCCUGUCCCCUUUCUCUUUCACCAUCCUCUUCAUGCCUACAUUUAUAGCCACCGUGCGUUUAUUCAUUCAUCAAGCGCUCAUUGUGGACUCACUCAGCCCUGGGAAAGCAGAGGUGAGGGCGCUGCCCUCAGUGAGCACCUAGUCCAGCCAGGGGAGACCAGUGGGUACACAGAAGACUGAAACCAGAGCUAGAGACACGCACGGGGCCCUUGUCACACAGGUCUGUGUUCUGGGCAUUCAGGCACCUUGGAGGCCUCCUUACCCGGCGCUCCCCAAGGCUGGUGGGACAGGACCCCCAAGAUGGGAGGAUGUCCCUAACCCAGUCCUCCCCAUCCUGACUCAUGCCCAUAAUUAAAGCAAACCCCAGUGGGAGCCCAGAGGCUUAGGGGCAUUUUGGGGUGAAUGUGACCCCCAGGAAAAGGAGCUCAGGUCAUGGUCCCUCACAUGGCUGGCCUGGUUACCUGUGAGGACCUCUACCUUCCUCACCGGCACCCCCCUCUCUGCCCCUCCUGGGACUCUGUUACCACCUUGCUCAGCCCCUUCUGCCAAAGGCAUCUGACCUUGGUUCUUCCAAGAUGAAGGGCCACUGACAGACACAGAUGUCUGUCCCCAGGUGCUCACUGACCCUCCUCGACCCCCUCACCAGCCCUGUACCCCUGGUUCUCCAGGCUUUACCAAGAUGCUAAAGGCCCUGAUGGGCAAGUCCCGCCCAGUAGAGCCCUCCUCUGACCUGGUGGGCUGGGGGCCAACAUGGAAGGCGCCGGGCUUUGGCUCCUCAGCAGGCCUGGGGAACUGAAGGGGAGACAUUCCAGGUCAGUCAGGGGGACCUUCUCUGAGCCAUGAUGCCAAGGAAGAGGCCGAGGCAAAGUCAGGGACUUCAGACCUUCUACCCUUGCCCUCCUGAUUCUUACCCUCAACCUGCUCAGAGAACGGGGCUAGAACUUACCGUCCCGCCAGGCAGCUUCAGGGUGAUCCCAGCCCUGAGGCCGAGGUGGCAAAUAGAGCCUGGCAGGAGGGCUGGGGUGGCCUGGCGACCUUCUAGCCUCCCUGUCCCGCACCCCAGUGGCAUGACCUCUCCCCAGAGGGAGGCAGCUUCACCUAUUGGUGCUUACGCAGACUCCGGGGCAGAGGUGGCCCCGGCAGUUGUCUCUGGUGCUCACAGCCAAGGGAGCCAUGGCUGCGUGGCCGGCAGCAGGGCCUGACCAUGUGCUUCGAAGGCCAGUCCUAAAAACCCCCCCUCAGCUCUGCAGCCCCUGUCCUGCUAGUCCGGUGUGAUUAAAGGUCAAUGCGUCUCUUCUUGGCAGUUCAGGCUGGUUCUUUCUGCUCUGCUCCCCUUGGAAGGAUUUUGC
This is a messenger RNA of Loxodonta africana (African savanna elephant), 2948 nucleotides long. RefSeq names its product C1q and TNF related 6 (gene C1QTNF6). The record is from RefSeq and is a predicted model, not a curated record. Gene Ontology annotation, molecular function: protein binding. The transcript has 3 exons. Lineage: Eukaryota; Metazoa; Chordata; Mammalia; Proboscidea; Elephantidae. The coding region runs from base 224 to 1024 and encodes 266 amino acids.